GGCCAUUGAUUCGCCUACGAUCAAAGUUGGUCUGAGCCAUGUUUACAAGCAAGCCUAUAAAAGGAAGCAGGUACUUUUGUGAUCCCUAACACUUGGUUACGUAACACAGACCAUGAAGGUUUCCUUCUCUCUUGCCAACUCCAAGGCGAAAGCUGGAAAGUCUGUUGGCGAAGCCCCUCCUCUCAAACGACCUGCUGCGUUUGCUUCAUUAGGCGAUGAUGAACCACUGGAUGCGGCCCCCACACUGUCCGGCAAGGACAAGAAGGUACCAGCUGCGAAACAGGUAGUUGCUCAGAAUGUGGAGAUGUCGAAGGCACUGAAGCGGAAGCUGGAUGAGGAGAAGAGAGUGGAUGCUACGCUAUUCGAAUACGAUGAAGUCUGGGAUAAGAUGCAGGAAGUAAAGCAGCGGCAGAAGGAGGCAAAGGAGAUCGACUCGAAGGAGCGAAAGCCCAAAUACAUCGGCAACCUCUUGUCCACCGCCGCUACCCGCAGAUUGGAUCAUCUUCGAGCGGAAGAGAAAAUGAUUCAGCGAGAACGAGAACUUGAAGGCGACGAGUUCAUAGACAAGGAAGCUUUCGUAACUCAGGCUUACAAAGAUCAAAUGGUCGAAGUACGAAGAGCAGAAGAGGAGGAAAAGAGACGAGACGGUGUGUAUUCUGUCAUGUCUUCUUGUUCCAUUCAUAGACUAAUUUAUGUAACAGAAUUGGAGAAGAAGAAGAACAAGGGACUCGGGACGGGAAUGGCGCAUUUCUAUCGCAAACUGCUCGAGGAGACUGAACAGCAACACGAACAGACUAUUGCAGCCGUUGCUUCAACAUCCACUAUCAAGGGGCCUCAGGGACCCUCCCCCAACCUGACUAUCACGAAACCACCAGAGUUUAAGGCCCAGUCGGACUUGGAGCUCGCCAAACUCGCUCGAGAACAAGGCAAAGAAGUCGAACUCAAUGAGGAGAAUCAAAUUGUUGACAAGAGGGAACUGCUAUCCGCUGGACUCAACCUAGCAGCACCGAACACCAGGCGCCUUGGAUUGCAGAUUUCGAAGAGCCAUUCCGAGGAGACCGUACAUGUUCAUCGAGCUGUCGGUACUGCUGCAAGUCGGCGGGAGAUCAACGAGCGUCGUGCCAGGGAAGUUGCAAGGCAGAUGGAAGAGGAACGGGAGCGACUUAAGGAGAGGGAUCAACGGGAGCAGGAGAGCAUCAAUCGGGUCGUUACGAAGCGUAAUACCGAGGAGGCCGUUCUAAGUGCGAAGGAGCGUUAUUUGGCAAGAAAGAGGCGGAAGCUCGAAGAGGCAGAUGCGUCGGGGGAUGCUGGUGAGCCAUCCAAACUGGACUAGGAAUUAUUGUAUGUAUUCGGUCUUCCCUGUAUUUCUAUUCCUCUACACAUAUAAUAUACCAUAUACCAAUGUAC
Messenger RNA from Somion occarium, 1407 nucleotides. Lineage: Eukaryota; Fungi; Basidiomycota; Agaricomycetes; Polyporales; Cerrenaceae. The record is from the annotation of a GenBank genome assembly.